CACCGGCCAAAGAGUUGAAAGCAAGUCUGUUCAUGCUGCUUUUAGUGGAUGUGUCUUUUUUAAGAUUAAAAAAAUAGCGGUUAGAUAAGAACAGAUGGAAACCACUUUCACGACAAGUACAGACAAAGACCCUUUGGCGGCAAAGGAUCUUCACUGAAAAGCUUAAGUGAUAGAAGAAAAGAUCUGAACUGGAGAUGUCUUUUUCAGUAGUAGCAGCAGCUUUGGUGGUGGUGGUUGCAGCAGCCGUUUCCUUGUGGACAUGGCGGAUCGUGAAGUAUGUCUGGAUAAAACCCAAGAUGCUGGAGAGUCACCUGAUAAGACAGGGACUCGCGGGAACUCCUUACACGCCUCUGGUCGGAGAUAUAAAGAGGAAUGUUGAUAUGUUGAUGGAGGCCAGAUCUAAGCCCAUGAAUCUAACUGAUGACAUCACUCCACGUCUCCUUCCUCUUGCCUUGAAGAUGUUCAACUCUCACGGAAGGUCUUUCUUUAUAUGGAUAGGACCAGUUCCAGCUCUCAUGAUAACCAAUCCAGAGCAGAUCAAGGAAGUCUUCAACAAAAUUUACGACUUUGAGAAAGCUGCUACGUUCCCUUUGUUCAGAUUGUUGGCAGGUGGGCUUGCCAGCUAUAAGGGAGAUAAAUGGGCUAAUCACAGGAGGAUCAUCAACCCAGCUUUUCACCUCGAGAAGAUCAAGAACAUGGUCCCUGCGUUUUACCAUUGUUGCAGCGAGGUUGUCUGCCAAUGGGAGAUGCUAGUCACGGAUAAAGAAUCUCCUUGUGAGGUCGAUGUAUGGCCUUGGCUUGUGAAUUUGACUGCAGAUGUGAUCUCACAUACUGCUUUUGGAAGCAGCUACAAAGAAGGGCAGAGGAUCUUUCAACUCCAAGGGGAGUUAGCUGAGCUCAUCGCACAAGCUUUUAAGAAAUCUUACAUCCCUGGAUUGAGGUUACAUAAACACACGCAAGUGUUAGUUAAUAAACUAGUAUUAGACUGUUCAAUCCCUGGAUUGAGGUUUUACCCAACGAAGAGCAAUAGAAGGAUAAAAGCAAUAGACAGAGAGAUAGAUAUGAUACUGAGAGGUAUUAUCAGCAAAAGAGAGAAGGCUAGAGAAGCUGGAGAGGUGGCCAACGACGAUUUGUUGGGGAUACUGCUUGAGUCAAACUCAGAGGAGUCUCAAAGAAAUGGAAUGUGCGUAGAGGAAGUGAUGAAAGAGUGCAAGCUGUUUUACUUCGCGGGGCAAGAGACAACUUCAGUACUGUUGGUCUGGACCAUGGUUUUAUUAAGCCAUCACCAAGACUGGCAAGCUAAGGCACGAGAGGAAGUGAUGCAAAUAAUCGGUGGUAAUAGUAAACCAGAUAUAGAUUCUCUUGGCAACCUUAAAGUGAUGACUAUGAUCUUCAAUGAGGUUUUGAGGCUAUAUCCUCCAGUGGCUCAGCUUAAAAGAGCUGUCAACAAAGAAAUGAAGCUAGGAGAGCUUACUCUUCCAGCUGGAGUUCAGGUUUAUAUACCAACUGCACUUGUCCAUCGCGACCCUGAACUUUGGGGAGAUGAUGCAGCUGAGUUUAAGCCAGAGCGGUUCAGAGAAGGGCUCUCAAAGGCAACAAAGAACCAGGUCUCCUUCUUCCCCUUUGGAUGGGGACCAAGGAUCUGCAUCGGUCAGAGUUUUACUCUGCUGGAGGCAAAGAUGGCAAUGACUUUGAUUCUUCAGAGAUUCUCCUUUGAACUCUCUCCUUCUUAUGUUCAUGCGCCUCAAACAGUCAUGACCACUCGUCCUCAGUUCGGAGCUCAUCUCAUCCUGCACAAGCUCUGAUUUUGAUAUGGUGCUGUCAUCAAAUAUCUCUAUUUUGUAACAUAAGUAAAAUUGUACAAAAAUGUAUUUGUAUCCGGGAAAUCGGCCAAAAAAAUCACGAACUUUGCAGGAAUUACCAAAACAAACUUAUACACGAGCCUCGCCAAUAAAACACUGAACUUUCAUUGA
Raphanus sativus (radish) is the source of this 1973-nucleotide messenger RNA. Its product is annotated as cytochrome P450 72A13. Bases 195 to 1805 code for a protein of 536 amino acids. The record is from RefSeq and is a predicted model, not a curated record. NCBI's taxonomy places the organism in Eukaryota, Viridiplantae, Streptophyta, Magnoliopsida, Brassicales, Brassicaceae. The transcript is spliced from 5 exons. Gene Ontology annotation, molecular function: heme binding; oxidoreductase activity, acting on paired donors, with incorporation or reduction of molecular oxygen; iron ion binding.